Molecule: messenger RNA, 2925 nt
Organism: Myxocyprinus asiaticus (Chinese sucker)
Lineage: Eukaryota; Metazoa; Chordata; Actinopteri; Cypriniformes; Catostomidae
Exons: 6
Coding region: 118-1752 (544 amino acids)
Source: RefSeq, a predicted model, not a curated record
AACUGAUCACAGUGAAGUACAGUGAAGUCUGAGAAACUCAUCAGAUUCAUCUACUGUAUAUCUCCACCAACAGAGCAUCUGAUAUCAGAGCAGAGAGACAUUGACAGUGUUCUCUCAAUGAAGAUGUUGGCCGUGUUGACUCUCGUUCUGCUGGUGUCCAGUAUCAGUGAGGGACGGAUUCUUAGUAAAUGUGAGCUGAAGGGCAAGCUGAAAGUGGUACGGUUUCCAGUGAUUAAAGCCAAAGGAGAAAAAAUUACUGUGGAAGAUCUCAUCGCCAGAUUGGUCUGCAAAGCCAGUGCUUCGGCUUUCAACACCAACUUUGUCAAAACCAUCACAAUCAAUCAUGAGGAGAACAAGUCCACCAUAAGUUCCACCUCAAGCUCCACCACAAGGCCCACCUCAAGCUCCACCUCAAGGCCCAUCUCAAGCUCCACCACAAGGCCCACCUCAAGCUCCACCACAAGGCCCAUCUCAAGCUCCACCACAAAGCCCACCUCAAGAUCCACCUCAAGGCCCAUCUCAAGCUCCACCACAAGCUUUACCUCAAGCUCCACCUCAAGCUCCACCUCAAGGCCCAUCUCAAGCUCCACCACAAAGCCCACCUCAAGAUCCACCUCAAGGCCCAUCUCAAGCUCCACCACAAAGCCCACCUCAAGCUCCACCUCAAGGCCCAUCUCAAGCUCCACCUCAAGGCCCAUCUCAAGCUCCACCUCAAGGCCCAUCUCAAGCUCCACCACAAAGCCCACCUCAAGCUCCACCUCAAGCUCCACCUCAAGGCCCAUCUCAAGCUCCACCUCAAGGCCCAUCUCAAGCUCCACCUCAAGGCCCAUCUCAAGCUCCACCUCAAGGCCCAUCUCAAGCUCCACUACAAGCUUUGCCUCAAGCUCCACCACAAAGCCCACCUCAAGCUCCACCACAAGGCCUACCUCAACCACCGUCUCAUGGAUCAUCUCUAGCUCCACUUCUUGGCCCAACUCAAGCCCCACCUCAAGCCCCACCCCAAGCUCCACCUCAAACAUCAUAAACCCCACCACAAGCCCCAGAUCAAACCUCAUAAACCCCAGCCCAAGCUCCACCUCAAUCAUGACAAGCCCCACUUCAAGCUCCAUUUCAAACUCAUCCUCAAGGUCUAACUCAAGCUCCUCUUCAAGCCCCAGUUCAAAACCCAAUUCAAACUCCUCCCGAAGGUCCACCUCAAAUCCCAAUUCAAACUCCUCCCGAAGGCCCAACUCAAACCCCAAUUCAAACUCCUCCCGAAGGUCCACCUCAAACCCCAAUUCAAACUCCUCCCGAAGGCCCAACUCAAACCCCAAUUCAAACUCCUCCCGAAGGCCCAACUCAAACCCCAAUUCAAACUUUUCUUCAAGGCCCAUCUUAGGCACUGCCUUAGGCAAGUCCCGUAUUGUCCGCCGUCACAUCCCCAAUCGAAAACCCAUGGAACCCAUCCAUGAGAAGAAGGAGAAGUGGCCUGUCGUCUGGCGCCUGUUUGGAGUGUUUCAGCUCAGUGAGCUGUUGGCCUGUGAUUCUGGUAUGAUGCCAUCUCUCAAUGUUUGCAAAAUGAACUGCACUGCUUUGAUUGAUAAUGACAUCACAGAUGACAUUGCCUGUCUGAAGACCCUCAUAAGCAGCGUGAAACCUAAUCCCAAAGACACACCCUCUGGUAUUACUCUUCCACUUAAUAUGUUGGAGACACUGUUUGUGAAGGAGUGUCACUCUGUUGUUCCCUCUCGGUAUUUUGCUGAGUGUGUUUAAAACACUCAACACCCAACAGACAAGACUCAGUAUAGCUUGGUGUGGGACCUGGGUGUAUUUCGACAUCUAAUGACUCCAAACAGACACCAAACAAAGGGCAUUGGUGCAUUAAUAAAUAAACCAUUAUUUACUGAUAUAAAAGUUAGGUGGGAUGAGGUGUUUACUAAAAUGUCUGUCUACUGUAAAUAAAAAUAUCCCUGUUCCUUGUAUCACACACUGUGCCAAUGACCGUGCUUUUAUCAUUAAAAAUGCUGUUAAAGGGAUAGUUCACCCAAAAAUGAAAAUUCUCUCAGAGAAUUUUCAUUUUUGGGUGAACUAUUCCUUUUAAACAACUGGAGUACUCACAGUGUGCUUUUUCUUUUCACUGAGAUGAAUGGAAAUGCUAAUGGAUAUCUUUCUCCAUGUACCCUCCUUGGUGGCGUCCAGUAAUCAUAUUUGAAAUAAAACCAAGUAUUUUGCAGUUUGAUUAAUUUUGUGUAAAAUUGUCUUCAUUUUUGUCAGCCAAGAAAGAGAAGUUAUUUAAAUUACAACUGAAAAAUCAUCAGCUAAAAAUCACAACUGAUAUUACAGUACAUAAUUGUGGUAUGAAAGGUGAAGUGAAGCACAUUGCAUUGUAGGAUACCGUAUUGGGUUUCUGGGUAUUCUAUGCACAAAGAAAAUUUUUAUAUUAUGCACAACAUACAUACUAUUGUCACGGAUCCACCGGGCUCUCGCACUUUCUCUACCUCACUGCCAACACACUCCGCUCACACUCCCCUGAGUGUUGAUCACACGCACCGGCUAAUCAAGGACUGCAUAAGAACUUCGCUCACACCCACAAUCAUGGUCUGCUCUCAUCGUUAGUAUCUUAGAGACUCCAGACCUCUCGUCCAUGUUCUUCCUGUGAUUACAGACUCCCUUGUUUGCUGAUACUUACCUGUUUAUACUUGCAGAGUUUAGUGUUCUCCUCGUCAGAGUCUGGUGUUUUGUAUUCCCAAUUUAUCUUCCCUGUGUUUGGACUCUCCUGUGUUUACGUUCCCUACAAAGUCAAAGGACUUAUGUGAGUUUACCGAUCAUCGCUACAUAACCCUGUCUGGAUCUUACUAACCAACUAUCAUCAUUGCUACUGUUUCUGGAUUGUCUCACCUGUUGUUUACAUCGCUGCUUCAAAUCACCUGUUCAAUAAACCCUGCA